AUGGCACGGCAACAGAAUUCUAAUCAAGAAUGUAAGAUUACGUCAGCAGCCGUCCAACUCAUCAACCCAAAUUCUGAGGUAGCAAGAAGAGGUCAGGCUCUUCAAAUAAACAUCACAGCCGCCAUAGGCCUGCAAGAUGUAUUAAAGACGAAUUUGGGUCCCAAAGGAACAAUUAAAAUGUUGGUCGAUGGCGCCGGGAACAUCAAGAUCACCAAAGAUGGCAAAGUUCUAUUGAGCGAAAUGCAAAUACAAAAUCCAACUGCAGCCAUGAUUGCCAGAGCCGCCACCGCGCAAGAUGAUGUCACCGGUGAUGGCACAACAUCGGUCGUUUUGUUAGUAGGGGAAUUGAUGAAGCAGGCCGAAAGAUAUAUUUCAGAGGGGUUGCACCCCAGGAUUAUCACCGAGGGAUUUGACCUAGCAAGAAAAGAAGCUCUCGAGUUCUUGGACAAGUUCAAGAUUGAAAGAGCCAUCGACCGGGAAUUGUUAAUUAACGUAGCUCGUAGUUCUUUGCGUACAAAAGUUCACGCCGCUCUCGCAGAUUCUUUAACGGAGGCGGUUGUGGAUGCAGUGCUGGCCAUCAAACGCGAUAAUGAGCCCAUCGAUCUACAUAUGGUAGAAAUCAUGAAAAUGCAACACAAGACAGCGACCGAUUCUUGCUUGAUUCGUGGACUUGUCUUGGAUCACGGUGCCCGUCACCCUGAUAUGCCAAAACGCGUCGAAGAUGCAUACAUAUUAACCUUGAACGUUUCUUUGGAAUAUGAGAAAAGCGAAAUUAAUUCUGGAUUCUUUUAUUCAUCUGCCGAACAACGCGAAAAACUCGUCGAAUCGGAACGCAAGUUCACCGAUGAAAAAGUCAAAAAAAUUGUGGAGCUGAAAAAGCAGGUGGUUGGUGAUAGUAAAAAAGGAUUUGUUGUAAUUAAUCAGAAAGGAAUCGAUCCGUUGUCACUGGACAUCCUUUGCAAAAAUGGAAUACUGGCAUUAAGGCGUGCCAAAAGAAGAAACAUGGAGAGACUUCAGCUCGUGUGCGGUGGUGUUGCUCAAAAUUCAGUUGAUGAUUUGACGCCUGAUGUACUUGGGCAUGCUGGACUUAUUUAUGAGCACACACUGGGUGAAGAGAAAUAUACUUUUGUCGAUGAGGUGAAGGAUCCUAAAUCCGUUACUAUUUUGAUCAAAGGGCCCAACGCUCAUACGAUUGCACAGAUCAAUGAUGCAGUCCGGGAUGGAUUAAGAAAUGUUAAGAAUGCAAUUGAAGAUAAAUGUGUAGUACCAGGGGCAGGUGCAUUCCACGUCGCGAUUAGUUCACACCUAAAUAAGUACAAGGAUUCAGUUAAGGGACGUGCAAAAAUGGGAGUACGAGCGUUUGCAGAUGCGAUGUUGGUAAUACCGAAGGUUCUGGCAACAAACGGUGGAUUUGAUCCCCAGGACACUAUCGUCGCAUUACAGGAAGAAUACGCCGAAGGUCACAUAGUUGGAGUUGAUCUUAACACCGGAGAGACCUUAGAUCCUGUUCAGGAGGGAAUCUGGGAUAACUAUCGCGUCAUACGUAACAUGUUACAUUCAUGUUCUGUGAUCGCAAGUAACUUUUUACUGGUCGAUGAAAUGAUGAGGGCUGGAAGAUCAAGUUUGAAAAACGAUAAUAUUCAAAAUUAG
Messenger RNA from Acaulospora morrowiae, 1650 nucleotides. The record is from the annotation of a GenBank genome assembly. NCBI's taxonomy places the organism in Eukaryota, Fungi, Glomeromycota, Glomeromycetes, Diversisporales, Acaulosporaceae.